AUGGCCGCGGAUCUAGCGUCUCACCAACUCGUUGGGUUUGUUACGAAAAUGUAUCCUACUUUUGGAUAUAUUAAUAACGAAAUAUUCUUUCAAAGAAAGUGUGUCAUAGGCCCAAUGGUGGAGGUGGGUGACAACGUAGCAGCAAGCGCGAUUUAUCAACCUCACAUGCCGAUUAAGUGGAGUGCAGAGAAAGUUUGGCGUGUAGAACAUUCUGGAAGGUCCAGAGAAAAGGAAGAGGCUAGUAUCUGGAAAGGUCAAUCACAUUCUCCAAGGGAAAAUUAUAGCAAAUCCACUUCUCAUGAAAGAGAUGUACGUCCGGGUCUUAACGAUCAACGGCGAGUAGAAAAGCGUUCACAUAUUACUGAAAGGGAGGGAGGUCGUUCCUUGAAAUCACCAGUUCGGGAGAGGCGUAAAUCACCUGCAGACACUACUCACCACUCUUCCCCUCUAUCUGAUGUUCAUUCUAGAACUGCAAUUGGCUCCAAACGUAUGCUGAACGUGAAAGAGUUUCUUUUCGCGGACCUGAAAAGACGCUUUCCGACUUGUCUUCCUCCUGUUGAUCUCUAUCGUGUUAGGUGCAGUUGGCAAGACUCAUUCCCGUUACUUAAACCAUUUCAGCCAGAAUAUUCAACAACGUACCAGGUGAUCAAGGAACCGUGUGAUCAUGUUGUUGAUUCACCUCAGCCAGCUCACGACGAUAGUGGUUACUCGGCCUAUGUUUUAUUAUUGUCACUGCCAGCCAUGGCUGAUCUGAUGGAAAAGAUUGUAGUUCGAGCGGAAUCCAGUAGUCGUGUGCGUGGCUCACUGCGUAAGUACAUCAAAAUCGUAGCUUUGGGAAAAGGUGAAGAGAGACUCAAAGCUGUUGGUGGCUUUUGGGAUCCUGAACUGGACGGAUCAGAUCCAGGAACAAACCCGAAGACUCUAGUGAAUACUGCCAUUCGUACUUGUAAACAACUUAUUGGUCUCGAUUUAUCCUACUGUACACAAUGGCACCGUUUCCUGGAGUUCCGCUAUAGUCGUACGGAAGGUUCAACUGCCCAACCAACAUCUAUUUUGUUUCCUGGCUCACAACUCUGGGGUCGUGCGUUUGAAGAUUCUCCAACCGCUGAUGUGAUUCCUCCAAGCAAACCAUUUCACCAAAUCUCUGUUUACUUCAUCCCGAAUGUUUGGUCCCUCAUGCCUACAGAUGAGGAGUGGCCGUUGAUCAAGACUGCCUACGAGAACGUUUUGUCUUCCAAAGGACCUAGCGUAUUCCCAAUGUGUCCUUUCGAUGUGAAAAAGUUUUCUGGCUUAGAAUCGACUUCCAAGGAAAUCGGUGAUGAAAAAUCAAAGGCGGUCGACGAAAGGAGUUUGAAUUCACAAAAACCUUUAAUUGAUGACAAUACAGCUGAAAAUUCCACUUUAUCAAAACCAGACGAUAGUUUCAAGUCAAUCUCCCCUGCACCCUUAGACGACGUCCUUGCUGCUCGUCCAUUGGCCGAUCCGGACCAAAUAUCAAAGGUCGCAAGUGUUUUCGAAGCUGAGGAUGGCUCAGAAUCACUGGAUCUCAAGAGUCCGACAACUCAAGGAAAUCAGUUUCAAGAGGGCAGCGAAAAAGGUCACAUGAAGCCACAUAAUGAAUUCAAUUUGGCUAACAUGAAAGUAUCUGAACUCCGUGAACAGUUGAAGGCCCGUGAUUUACCUACGGAAGGAGUGAAAGCUCAGUUACUAGCUCGUCUGAAGUCGGCUAUUCAUGAAGAACAAGAGUCCGCUAAGAAGGCCGAAAAAGAGAAGGAAGAUCGUGCAAAAGUUUCCCAGGAAGCUGCUCCUGAAAAAUCACUUCAAGUUUGGGACAAACAAACCAAACCUGCUUCAGAAAUAGAAUCUGGAUCAAAAUUGAAAACUGACUUACCGAAACCAGCUUUACGUGAUAUUCCGUCACUAAUACUAAUACGUAGACGUAAUGUUGACUUUAGUAUACAGUCAGUCGGUCUAGAUGUUGUUAUGGAUUCAAAAUCCAAUUUCAUGGAUAGCAGAUCAUACGAACUCAUGUUUUGCGUCCACACUAUAUUCGAUAUGCUACGCAGAGAUUCUGUGUUUACCUUGUUCCGCGCGUUGGUCACCGCUGCAGAUAGGGGAAUAUGUGCCAAACCGAGAAAACGCAGUGAACCGGAUUAUGCAGCGAAACGCGCACGUUUGGAACGCGGCGAUAGAACCUCAGUAACAAAGGAUGAUGAUUGCAAAGAAGUCCCUCUGUACACAACCGAUCUUCCUCUGCUUUUUGCAUGCACAGUUCUGGACACAAGUUAUAAAAGCUAUUUUCUUUCAUCCGAAGUAGAGGACUUCAUUCUAUCUUUGGGGUUGCCUAUGUCUAGGUAUCAGCUAAGAUCUCUUAUAUAUAAAGUCCUUGAUCAUGGUCGUUUUCACUACCGGUCGUUGACAGAUUCCGAGGAACCCCUCUCUCUUACAAACAAGUCAUCUCUAAUAUUUUCUGAUAUUGAUGAUGAUGAAUAUCUUGUAGAACUUGUCCGUGGAGGUGACGCUAUUUUAGAUGAACAGACUGACGCUAUACCUAGUGGAAGUAUUAUUGUGCUUCAGAAGUCAGACAAUGCCGAUGGUUCUAAGAUAUCACAUCCGGAUGAGUUAUUCCAACAUAUACGGACGUCAGAACAAGAACAACACAAAUUAAUGACUAAAAUACGACUUCAAGAGCAAGAAAUCAGUCGGCUUCGUGCGUCUGUUGCUGACUUCGCAAACCUUAAGGAGAAAUUUUCGAAAACUGUUUCAGGUUUGGAAGAAUGUCGACGGCGGUUAAGAGAUGAAAGAGACAAGGUGGAUACCAUGGCUCGUGUAUUAGACCAACAGGCAUCUGUUCUUGACGCCUGCCGCUCAGCUCUUCGUCAAGCCUCUAGUCGUGCUCAUAAUCGUCACUCCACUAGUGAGUCAUGCAAACAAUCGUCAAAGCGUUCAUUGUCUCCUUGUUCGACAACAAGUAACAAAGACUCUGUGAAAUCUCCCAAGAAAACCAGAACUCCAGAAUCAUCUGUACCUGGAGGGGAUAUCACUCUUAGCUGUUGUGACAGUGAUACUGCUAAAUAUACUGAAGUAGAAUCCGGAAAUGAUGCGGCCAUGUCCGAAUUAUCGACAAGUCUCGGUUCACAUGUUAAGGAAGAUUUGGUUAAUGGGGUGAAAAACGAACUGGAGACGAUUACUGAUGGCGACGACCGGAAAGCUGCUGAAGUUCUAGAUAGUCAGUUAGUUUCAGAAAUCAAGGAAACCGAACCUUCUAUCACGGUUUGA
Messenger RNA from Trichobilharzia regenti, 3279 nucleotides. The record is from the annotation of a GenBank genome assembly. NCBI's taxonomy places the organism in Eukaryota, Metazoa, Platyhelminthes, Trematoda, Strigeidida, Schistosomatidae.